CGCUCUGCAUUGAAGUUCACAAGGACACACCCAUAUGAUUUGAGGGCUGAGUUCUUAUUUCCGUAUUCCUUGAAAAAAAACACGUUUUAGAAGUGGAUAUUGAAGGGUUUUUGAAGAUAUGGCAGAAGAUCGGAUUGAAGAGGGUAGCAGCAGCGUGAGGCUGAGGGGUAGAACUUACAGUGGUGGUGGGGUGGGUGAGUCGAGAUGGGUGGAUGGUAGUGAAGUUGACUCAGAGUCACCUCCAUGGUCAUUGCUUGAUGAAAAUGACGACAAAGAAGGGUAUGGAUCUUUGAGGAGGAGACUGGUUAAGAAGCCCAAGAGAGUUGAUUCCCUUGAUGUUGAAGCCAUGGCGAUUGCCGGUGCUCAUGGUCACCAAACUAAGGAGCUUUCCAUUUGGCGCACUCUUGCAUUGGCAUUUCAAACACUAGGGGUUGUGUACGGUGACAUGGGAACAAGUCCUUUAUACGUUUUCAGUGAUGUCUUCAGCAAAGUAAAAAUAGAAUCAGAGGUGGAUAUCUUGGGGGCUUUAUCACUUGUGAUGUACACAAUAGCUUUGAUCCCCUUGGCAAAAUAUGUGUUUGUAGUGCUUAAAGCCAAUGAUAAUGGGGAGGGGGGAACGUUUGCACUGUACUCACUAAUUUGCAGAUAUGCGAAGGUCAACAUGCUGCCGAAUCGUCAGCCAGCAGAUGAACAGAUAUCAAGUUUUAAGCUCAAACUGCCUACUCCGGAGUUAGAAAGGGCUUUAAGCAUAAAAGAGACUUUGGAAAGGAGAUCAUCCUUGAAGACCCUCCUAUUGCUAUUGGUUUUGAUGGGAACUUCCUUGGUCAUAGGAGAUGGUAUUCUGACCCCGGCAAUAUCUGUUAUGUCUGCUGUAAGUGGUCUUCAGGGUGCCAUUGAAGGCUUUGAUACAACUCUGGUGGUGGUUGUUUCGAUUGUAAUCCUGGUGGCAUUGUUCAGCAUACAGCAGUUUGGAACCAGCAAAGUUGGUUUCAUGUUUGCUCCUGCACUUGCUUUGUGGUUCUUCUCUCUGGGUUCAAUAGGAAUUUACAAUCUAGUGAAGUAUGAUACUGCAGUCAUCAGGGCAUUCAAUCCAGCUUAUAUCUAUUUUUUCUUCAAGAAGAACAGAAAAGAUGCAUGGUCCGCCCUUGGAGGUUGUGUCCUGUGCAUUACAGGAGCUGAAGCAAUGUUUGCUGAUUUAGGGCAUUUCUCUGUGCAAUCCAUACAGAUUGCCUUCACCUUUGUAGUGUUUCCCUGUCUUCUCUUUGCAUACAUGGGCCAGGCCGCGUAUCUAAUGAAAUACCCUGAUUCUUCGGGACGAAUUUUCUAUGAUUCUGUUCCAGAUAACCUUUUCUGGCCAAUGCUUGUGGUAGCUACCAUUGCUGCCAUGAUUGCCAGCCAAGCAAUGAUAUCUGCUACAUUUUCAUGCGUCAAGCAGGCUAUGGCUCUCGGUUGUUUCCCUAGACUGAAGAUAAUUCACACCUCGAGGAAACUGAUGGGCCAAAUUUACAUCCCUGUGAUAAAUUGGUUUUUGAUGAUCAUGUGUGUAGUUGUUGUUUCCAUCUUUCGCAGCACUACUGAUAUUGCCAAUGCAUAUGGCAUAGCUGAAGUUGGUGUUAUGUUGGUCACGACGACAUUGGUGACACUCGUAAUGCUUCUAAUAUGGCAGACCAAUUUGUUUAUCGCUUUGUGCUUUCCGUUCAUAUUCGGAUCAAUAGAGCUUAUCUAUCUCUCCGCUGUUCUUUCUAAAGUCUUGGAGGGAGGUUGGCUUCCACUUGUUUUUGCUACUUUCUUUCUCACGGUCAUGUACAUUUGGAACUACGGCAGUGUGUUGAAGUACCAGAGUGAGGUCAGAGAGAAAAUAUCUAUGGACUUCAUGCAUGAACUUGGCUCAACACUUGGGAGUGUAAGAACUCCGGGGAUUGGUUUGUUGUAUAAUGAGCUUGUCCAGGGUAUCCCCUCGAUAUUCGGGCGGUUUCUACUUAGCCUACCAGCCAUCCAUUCGACAAUCGUGUUUGUUUGCAUCAAAUACGUCCCAGUUCCCGUGGUCCCUCAGGAUGAGAGAUUCCUUUUCCGAAGAGUUUGCCCGAAGGACUACCAUAUGUUCCGGUGUAUUGCUAGAUACGGUUACAAAGAUAUCCGAAAGGAGGAUCAUCAUGCGUUCGAACAACUUUUGGCUCAAAGCCUCGAGAAUUUCUUGCGGAAAGAAGCUCAAGAUGUUGCCUUGGAGUGCGGUUUGCAAGAAAUGGACCUUGAUAGUGUUUCAGUGAGCUCAAGGGAUUACGGAACCAGGGGUGUUGUCGAUAAUGAGGAGCUUAGAAUCCCAUUGAUGCAGGACACGAGAUCAGAAGCAGCAGAAACAUCUAACCAAGAAGAAGCUUCAGUCUCAUUGCCUGCUAGUGUCAUGUCUUCAGAUAUAGACCCGAGUUUAGAAUACGAACUGUCUGCACUGCAAGAGGCGAUCGAUUCCGGAUUUACAUAUUUUCUGGCACAUGGAGAUGUGAGAGCGAAAAAGAAGUCAUUUUUCCUUAAGAAGCUCGUCAUAAACUACUUGUACGCAUUCCUAAGGAGAAACUGUCGAGCGGGAGCCGCAAAUAUGAGCGUACCUCACAUGAAUAUCCUGCAAGUAGGUAUGACAUACAUGGUCUGAUGAUUUUGCCAUCCCAUCAAAAAGCAGCCAUUUUUGACGGAUGAUUCAGCGGAGGCCAUUUCCAUGUCAAAUAUUGCUCAUCAACUCUCAACAAGUUUUUGAGUAUUAAGCCAAGAAUUAUAGAAUAUUUGUACAUCAAGAUUGGCUCAGUGAAAAGAAUUAUAUUAAACCUGUUCGUAUUGUGUGUAGAUAGGGAUGCAAAUGAGGCAUUUGUUAUCCCAUUU
This is a messenger RNA of Hibiscus syriacus, 2871 nucleotides long. Its product is annotated as putative potassium transporter 12. The record is from RefSeq and is a predicted model, not a curated record. Lineage: Eukaryota; Viridiplantae; Streptophyta; Magnoliopsida; Malvales; Malvaceae. Gene Ontology annotation, biological process: potassium ion transmembrane transport. Gene Ontology annotation, cellular component: membrane. Bases 119 to 2647 code for a protein of 842 amino acids. Gene Ontology annotation, molecular function: potassium ion transmembrane transporter activity. The transcript has 9 exons.